Messenger RNA from Anopheles funestus (African malaria mosquito), 5349 nucleotides. RefSeq lists its product as uncharacterized. NCBI's taxonomy places the organism in Eukaryota, Metazoa, Arthropoda, Insecta, Diptera, Culicidae. The transcript has a single exon. The record is from RefSeq and is a predicted model, not a curated record. The annotation marks the transcript as partial.
CUGCAAGACGCGACUACCCAUAAACCACCACCAAUAAUAUCUGUGCAGCAUGUAGCAUCAAACGGUGGCAUAAACCCGAACGGCCAGCAGACGGAUGGCACCCUAGGAUUACAUUUAUCUAGUUUAAGUGAAGCUAAUUUAAAUACUACUACAACUACUCUACACAGCAGCUCUAGUGAUAAGUGGACAAACUUUGAGGUCGAUUACGACGAUGAAAUGAUGCAGAACGAUGCUCCGGCAGCGGCACCACUGGCAGUGGUACCAGUGAUCGAGUCACACACGACCGAAACGUUUCCGGCCAGCACAACGGCUGGGGACGAUUUUCAUCAGAUGAUGCACCAACUGGAAGAGCUCAAGGAGAAACCUCUGUUCAGUGAGGACGAGCUCGAGGAAGCAACCGAAGAUGACGAUUUGUUCGACGAUGAAGAUUACGACCUGGAAGAGGUCAUACGUCGGCACAAGCAGCGGUUGGAGGAAAGUCGUCGGAAGGCAGGAAUCGUCGAGGAUGAUGAUGAUGAUUACUACGACGACUACAGUGCCGAGGAAGACGAGGAGGAGCAAAAGCGAAAGCAAACGAAACAGUCACCAUCUGCUACUGGGGCGGACGAAGGAACGGACAAUGUUAUGCAGGACUAUCUGAGUAACAUCAAGAGCAAAUCGGCCCCACAUCGGUUUAAGUCAAAGUUUGAUGACUUUAACGAUUCUGGCGAUGGUGAUCUUUUGUCCGGGAUCAGUAGCAGUCGGAAGCUGCGAAAGAAUGAUUCCAUCAAAAUCAUCUCCACACCGAACGGAAAGGUUGGCAUUGUGUAUAAGGUGGAACCGAAAGUGACCGAGGAUGAAUUAGGACGUAAAGCAACGGCCGAUGGUAACAGUGCCGGUGUAGUUGCGAACGGUGGUGGAGCAGUAGAGCAACGGCAGAACAAGAUCACGCCUGUCAUAACGGCCGACGGUAAGGUGGCAUUGCUGUACCGGGGAGCUUCCGACAAUGGCGACACGUUCCGUAACAAAUACGAACCCAUCACGGCCAAGGACAUACUACAGAUGAUCGACAAUAAUAAUAAUAAUAAUAAUAACAAUAGUAACGGCAGUGGAGCCGGUGGCAACUCGCCCGCUAGCGGGGCGAGCUCAAGCAACACUAACAGCAGUAUUAAAAAUAUUACCAAUAAUAAUAUUUAUAAUAGUCAUAAUAAUUACGGUAAUAGUUAUGAUAGUUUUAAUAGAAACGUCAAUAAUGUGAUCGUUGAUUCGCAUCCACCGGAAACGGGUGAUGAUUCGCGGGAAAAUAAUGCGGCCAUCGGUGGUGGAGCUAGUCGUAUGGAUCACUUACCGACGGUAGCGUACCCGCGCAUCACCACACCAAUGCCACGAAACAGUCCGAGCAACGUUCAUCAUCACGUCGCUCUAUCAAGCACCACCUCCAACGCACUUCCUGCCACACCGACCAGCAGUAGUCCGUUUGGUAAGCUGGAUGGUACGCAAAUGCCGCCCGGUUCCGGCGCUUUCCAACCGUACGACCGGCAGGAAAACUCGCUGCUCAUCAAUCGCCCACUGUCGGAGGUGUUGGGUAUACGCAAGAAUCAGUACUUGGAAACGAACACUAUCAAGAUACCAAAUAGCGAAACGUCGACGAACAAGAUGCGCAUUGGAACGAAUAAUAAUCUGCUGUCCUCACUGUUGCACAACCUGCAGCAUGGCCUACCGAACGGCACCAGCAUCAGUGAUCACCGUGAGCCUCACGUUCGACGACCUGCACCAGAAGACGAUCAGCACCGACGCGCAGGGUACAGUGUGAACGGGUUCAGUCGAUCCCGGUUCUACAUUAACCGGCGGACAACACCGGCCUUACCACCUCGCAUCAUUAAGGAGGAAAGUGAGGAAGAUACGUUCAUCGGCGAGGGUGACGAUAAUGCACUACCCGAGGUGAUCAAUCUUGCCAUUAUACCCGCGUUCGAGCAUGAGAUCGACGAGAAGUACAUCCGGCCCCAUCAUGGCGAUCUGCAUCGACGGCAUCGGCACCAGUACAAUGUGGCACCGGGCCAACCAGCCGUACACUGUGCGAUGCAGGCACUGGUCGCCUGUGCCGUGUUGGCGACCUUUUUCGGAAUUGUGGGAACAUACUUUAAGUCGCGCGUUGUUGAUCACAUCCGUGUGCUAUAUUGGUAGGAUUUGUGCGGUAUUCGUUCGGUGCCGAUGGAGCACAACUAUCAGAACUACUACUACCGUCUGUAUCGGAAGCUUGUGCAACGAUAACAACGGGUCCGGUAACGGUGUAACGGUCUCCGUCGUCAUCGAUCGAAUACCACACGCAGGCAGACAAGCUUGGUCUUUGGUGUGGCGUUAACGAAUCGUAUUUACCACUAAGUAUGUGUGUUACUGGUACGACCUGCAAUGAUUUCUCUGCUUGAGUUUGCACCGAUUUUUUACCGGUGCUUUGGCUCUGUGCACUUAUUUUCAUAUAUUUCUGCAACCCAAACCACCAAAAUGUAACGGUUUUUCUCUCUUUCAUUAACUCAAACAAAUCAUAAUUUUCAAUACAAAAAAAAGCCAAACGCCAUACUGCAAGUUUCCUGCGAACUACUACGAGCUUAGGAUUUGAAAGUGCUGCUAGUGCAGCCAGAUGCAGUGACUCGCGCAGUGACCGUCAGUAUAAUCCCUCAGUAGAGUAUCCUUUUGGUGUAAAAUUUGAAUGUGUCGUCUAAAGUCGUAGCCCAGCCCCACAGAACAUUAGCUACAGCAUCCUAGUGUGUCAUCGUGUCGUCGUCAAUGAUGUCUCAUGUACGUAUCGGUGUUAAAGCUAGGGCGCUAGAGCACAGAAACAGAGCUGAAAACAAAGCAAAUUAACAAACAAACACGGAUACUUGGCAGAACUAUCACGGGUGCGUAGUACCGGCUCACUAACGUAACGUCAGCUGCAGGGUUGUCCUUUCGAGCAACAGCCACCGCCAUAACUGUAACAUAUGUUUUGAGCUAGAGUAUAAAAAUGCAUUUUUGUAUUGAUCGUUAGUAGCGAAUCUGUUCACAAAACUAUUCAACCGCAACUGCAAGUCGUAUAGAGUAUAAGAAGUCGUCGCCAGAUGGGAAGAAAGAUUGGUGCUUUGGCUCUACGGGAGACAAAAGCGAUCGCAAUGUAAAAAGAAUCGAACAAACCAGCCAUCAAUCAUGGAACAGUGCAAAACGUACAUGUUUUUUUUUUUUUAAUUUUUGAUCGUUAAGAUCACUAGGCUGACUAGUUAAGAAUAUGGAUUUGUAGCUAUCCGUCAAUUUCUCUCCCCCUUUUUCGAAUGCUAAACCAGAUUAUACGGUGUAGAAGCAAAAACAAAAAGGUAACUAGAGAAUGCAGAAGAAACAAAACAAUGAAUUCAAACAGAAAACAAACAAAUGGGUAGUCGCGCAAUCAAAACCAACUUUUCUAAGAUGAAAAAAAAUACGAAUAAUUGUUUUCUUCUACACUAAAUAAUUACCUAAACAUUAAAAACAAAACACACCACAAUGAUGUCGAAACGAGGAAAGAGAGAGAGAGGGGGGAGAGAAGAAAAAGGAACAAACAAAAUGAAAGGAAAGAGUAGAGGAACGAUAACCAAACAGCAGCUGCAUAUAGUUGAUGAAGUUUACCACGCAGGAACAAUGGUGAAUGAAAACGAACAGUACAUUGUUAAAGUAAAAAGUUUAAAACUAAUAGAAGGUGUGAAUGAGCUGUUGAGGUGAGAACUUGCUUUCCUCUCAUUGAAAUCACUCAACUCUAAUGGGGCUAUAUAUUGCAAGCUGCUUAGCAUUAUAACGUGGACGAUGGAUCCAAGAUGGAAGCGAUACUGGAACAUGAGGAAGUUGAAAAUGCCUUUUUAGUAUGAGAAAAAAAAUCACGAAAACAAAACGUAUAAUGAAGCAAAACUACUAAAACCCUACUACACCUCUACACCGAUCGGUAUGAUCGGAAUGCGAUUUGGUGUACAAACGCACGGAAAUAUAUGGAAAGUAAAAUUUUGCAAUUUACACAUCAGCAUCAGACAACAAUAGGGGACAAAGAUCUCUGCUGAAACUAACUGAACGAUAACGAAAAUAAGCUAACAUUUUUUUGCUAACAAACAUAAUCCGGACCGGCCAAUAUUUCAAUCUAAAUAGAAUAGAACACAUAAACAGGAUAAACAUGUGUGUUUAUGUACGUGAAAAAGCGUAAAACAGAGAAGGGAGAAAAACACAAUUCCACAAACAGUUUAAAACAAUAGUAAUGGCUUCUUCUUUUCUAAACGAAAGCAAAUUUUGGAGGUCCACAAAAUGAAGCACAUGAAGAACGUAAUGAACAAAUGGAAGCAGAUAAUUGUAGCUAAAACAUUUUUAAUUUGUUGUUUAAUUUUUGGCAGCGAAUAUUUAUUAAUUGACCGAUGGAUUUGUCGUACUUUCGUUUCUAUUGCUUUUGUUUCUUGUUGUGUUCUUUCUUCUACAGUUUGCACAAGUGUUGUUUGAUUCUUAUCAUUACUACCAACAUAGAGAAAACUGAUUUUCUAAUCUUUACCAAUCAUUGGCACUAAGAUUCGUUCAGCACUAGCAUUUUCCAACAUGAUCAAUUUCAACACACAGUCAUAGUUAGAAGAAGCUCGACGUUCUUUUGCGAGUGCAUAUAGAACAAGAUGAUGCUUGAUUUAACAAACAAACAAACAAAAUCCUCCCACCAAGGACACAAUAGUAAAAUACCUGGAGGCGAACCGACACAACGGCACUACUCUACGACCCUUUCGGAACUGAACACAUCAUCAUCCUGUUUGUAGAUUUAUUGUCAACGUAAGACGUAUAAUCUCUAUCUAUCCUGUGUACUCACAUGUGUAUUCUAUCUCUCUCUCUUCUCUCACUAGUGCCCGAUUCGGUAUUAUAAUAUCGUUCGUUUGAAGUGUUUUAUUGUCCACUCGGGCAUGCAUUUAUCAUUUCCACACUUUAAUGCAAAAUAGCUGUAAUUUGUGUGAUUCAUGCUUUUGUGUAAUGUAUUUAUAAUAUAUAAACAUUUCUUAUUGUUUACGUGCGCUUUACAAAGCGGUAUUUCAUUUUGCAUUGAAUUUUUGUCUGUUGUUCUGUUUUUUAUUUCUUCAUUUAUUUUUGCACCUUUUUAUGCAGUUUUUCAUAUUUCGUAAAGGCAAACAAACAGCAUCAUAUUUUAAAACAAACGUCCACACGACGCCUCUGCUUAUGCAUGGAUGAAUAAUGAAACGAAAAUUAAAAUUUAUGUUAACCUGCAUUGUUACAAAGUUAUAAUGACGUAAGUAAACACUUUAAUUUAAAACAAAAAACUCAACAGAAAAAAGUAUAUACUUGUGUAUUAUAGGAAUAGCAGCUAAAUAUAUUGUCUUUUUACAAAAAGAA